GGGAUCGGGUAGGAGAACGGAUGUGAGGCUGGCACAAUAGAGAACCGGGAGCACGAGACUAGAGGUUCAGGGGUCCAUCUCGAGGGCAGCGCAGGCGACCCCAGCUUAGGACCCGAGAGGGAGCAUGCCCCUUGAAGGAGCCCCGACUCCCACUACGUCUGCUCUGGGCCCCGGGACCUUUGUGUGGGCUCUGUGGUGGGCCAGCCGGGACAAUGCCCAAGCAUUGCCCUCACCACUCUGUGGUUCGGCCCCGCCCAGGCCCGGGGAGGCCACGCGCUGGACGGGAUGGGAUAAAGAGGCUGUCAGGGCCCCAGAAGUGGCCAAGGCGGGGCCAUCGAAAGGACCUACACAGGACGGCGGGCUUUCCUGAGGGAGGACAGCCUCUUACUCUAGAGGCUUCAGUCUGAGGCUCCUUAUCCUGCCGCCCCUAAGGGCCCAAACUCACCUUCGCCUCCCGCGCAUUGCUCCCCGACUGGUGGUGGAGGAGGAGGAGCUCCGAAUUUGGGCCACUUGGGGCCCUGCGCUCUGCUGCCUCAACCCCGUGUUCUCUGAGAACCCUCCUGGCAUCCUCCCCGCCUCCGCUCUCUCGCGCGGGCCUCCGGGGUCCGGCUGAUGCUCUGCGCGCCAGAAUCUCCCGCUAUUUGGCUGCGCUCCUCGCCUCCGGCCGGGUCUCUGCCGCGUGUUGCUCCCACGGCCCACUUAAUCCUUGCUAGCUGCCGAAGGCUCAGGGAUUCUCUUGGGGCAGAGAGUGCAGGUAUGGGAGAAGGCCCGAGCAGGAGUUGCUGAUGCUGAGCACCUGGAACGUCCAGACCGCAGGCGUUCGUUCCCACGUGCGAGAUGCUUGGCGCGCGGGGCCCACCAAAGGAGUGGGCACGAGUGGUAACUGACAAUGAAGGGAGAAAUGUACUGGCAACCGUUUGGGAAUGGGCAAAGAAGAGCGGGAACUAAGAGUGAGCACGCAAACGGUGCCAGAGUGUGGUGGUGGCUGGAUUUCGAAGUGUGCACAAAGGCACGAGUUGUGUUGCCUGGGCAGCGUUUGGCCUGUGGGGUGUGUAACAAGAAUGGAGAGUCCAGAAGGUGGGGUAGGAGGAUGAACUCCGCGGGAGGCACGCUCGGGAGGCUGAGGACCGGGCGUGCCAAGGGGAUGAGACCGGGCCAGCUGAGAAGGUGCUUUCUCUCAGGGGCCUUGGGCGACACGGACUUUUGCAGAGCGCUCCUAGCUGUCUCGGAGACUCCAGGGCCUCGUGGUCAUUGUCAGAAGGGUUUGAGAAGGGUGCCCCGAGCGCUGUGCUGGGGUGGCUAAAGGCUGGCCCUCCUCUCUGCCGCGCAGAGCGAGUGCAGGAGGCGGAUCCUGGGCGCGUGAGGGCGACAGUCGGCGCGCUGGGCAUGAACCUGGAGGGCAGCGGCCGAGGCGGAGAGUUCGGCAUGAGCUCGGUGAGCUGCGGCAACGGGAAACUCCGCCAGUGGCUGAUCGACCAGAUCGACAGCGGCAAGUACCCAGGGCUGGUGUGGGAGAACGAGGAGAAGAGCAUCUUCCGCAUCCCCUGGAAGCACGCGGGCAAGCAAGACUACAACCGCGAGGAGGACGCCGCCCUCUUCAAGGCUUGGGCACUAUUUAAAGGAAAGUUCCGAGAAGGCAUAGAUAAGCCAGACCCUCCUACCUGGAAGACCCGUUUGCGAUGUGCUUUGAACAAGAGCAACGACUUCGAGGAACUGGUAGAGAGGAGCCAGCUGGACAUCUCAGACCCCUACAAAGUGUACAGGAUUGUUCCUGAGGGCGCAAAAAAAGGAGCAAAGCAGCUCACCCUGGAGGACCCACAGAUGACCAUGAGCCACCCCUACACCAUGACGGCUCCUUAUACCUCACUCCCAGCUCAGCAGGUUCAUAACUACAUGAUGCCACCCCACGACCGAACCUGGAGGGACUACGUCCCUGAUCAGCCCCACCCAGAAAUCCCGUAUCAAUGUCCUGUAACAUUUGGAUCCCGCAGCCACCACUGGCAAGGCCCGUCUUGUGAAAAUGGUUGCCAGGUGACAGGAACCUUUUAUGCUUGUGCCCCGCCUGAGUCCCAGGCCCCUGGAAUCCCCAUAGAGCCAAGCAUAAGGUCUGCUGAAGCCUUGGCGCUCUCAGACUGCCGGCUCCACAUCUGCUUGUACUACCGGGAGAUCCUGGUGAAAGAGCUGACCACGUCUAGCCCAGAAGGCUGUCGGAUCUCCCACGGGCACACCUACGAUGCCAGUAACCUGGACCAGGUCCUUUUCCCCUACCCAGAGGACAAUGGCCAGAGGAAAAACAUCGAGAAACUUCUGAGCCACCUGGAAAGGGGUGUGGUCCUCUGGAUGGCCCCCGACGGGCUUUAUGCCAAAAGACUGUGCCAGAGCAGGAUCUACUGGGAUGGGCCCCUGGCACUGUGCAGUGACCGGCCCAAUAAACUGGAGAGGGACCAGACCUGCAAGCUCUUUGACACACAGCAGUUUUUAGCAGAGCUGCAAGCUUUUGCUCACCAUGGCCGUCCCCUGCCAAGAUUCCAGGUGACUCUGUGCUUCGGAGAAGAAUUUCCAGAUCCUCAGAGGCAAAGGAAGCUCAUCACUGCUCACGUCGAACCUCUCCUAGCCAGACAACUAUAUUAUUUUGCUCAGCAAAACAGUGGACAUUUCCUGAGGAGCUAUGAUUUACCUGAACACAUUAGCAGUCCAGAGGAUUAUCACAGAUCUAUUCGCCACUCCUCCAUUCAAGAAUGAAAAAUGUCAAGACAAGUGAUUUUGUUUCAUUGUAAAUAUCUGACUUUGACAGGAACAGCUGACUGAACUCCCUCUUUUUCUUUUGAGAAACUUGGAAAUUGGGGCUUCAAUUCAACACUUGAGGAGAAUCUCAGCAGGAAUGAGUGUAAAAAAACCAGCUCCAUCUAAUUGACAGAUGAGCUUAUUCCAAAAGGAAGGACAGUUUUCAGGGUCUGCUGUAGACUGCCAUCUUUGAUGAUUACUGUGAAAAUUGACCAAAGGGUGUGUUUACAUUUACUCAAAUGCUAUCUUUAAUUUGAUGUGGAUUAUUUCUUGCUUGAAAACUGAGAAAACUUGUGUUUCAGUAUUGACCACUAACUAGAGGGAUAAAAGCACAUAAGUGUUGUACUAUUUCUCAGGGAAAUAAUAUCUAAAUUUGAGGUGACUCUGCCCACAAAAGAAAUGUAUUAAUGCACAUAGAAGAUGUUGCUCUUGUAGAAAAUGCUUGCUGUUAGAAAGAGAAUCUUUGACUGAGGUUGGACCACAGUGCCUCCAGCUUUGGGGUGGCUGAUCACUCCACCUGGCCUGGGUCUCACCCCGGCACGGACUUCCCUGCCCUAUCUCACACUGCCUCCCAUUUGCUCUCUCUCCUUGGGUGCCCCUAGAAGCCAGUUGGUGUUUUCUGGAACCAAGAAGCAUUAGGACUACCCUUGAUUAGCAUAUUUUUGUAAGUUCUACAAUCUUUUAAUGGCUACUUAAGAUAUUUUUUGUUUGUCUUUUUGUCUCUCAUUCUGUAGAAAUUGUUGCCAAAACUUUUUUCUUAAAAAAGAAAAAAAGAUCAACAAUCCAAGUACUAAAGAUAUAUUUUUGAAACUUGGUGACAUUUCCCCUCUUACCCUGUUUGUUUUGUUUGGCUAUCAGUUAGUUAUCCAUGACAACACUAAAGAGGAGGAGCUGAUGCUUUUCAAUUUGGUGAACUCUGUUAGGAAAGAUGAUGACAGGAUUUCACUGAUUGCAUAACUGCAGAUUCAGGGGGCUGUUUUUGCUUAUUUUGUAUAUUAUAUGCUUCCUCCUGCCAAUAUGGUUUGACAGGGCCUUAAAAUUACUGGGCUUUUUCCAAAUACAUCUUUUUAUAGAAUCACUAAGAUCUCCAGUUGCUUAAGUAAACCUGAUCACUUCCUUGUUGAUUGUUUUGGAAAAGUACAGAUGUUUAGACUGAUGCUGGCAACUGAUAUUUUUAUCAUACUACAGAAAAAUAGCUAUUACUUUCAGGUUUGGCAAAAGGCUUAGUAGUUCUCAAAUAUAUGCCACUCUUUUUUUUUUUUUUAAAUUUUAUUAUGUUAGUCACCAUACAAUAUAUCAUUAGUUUUUGAUGUGGUGAUCCACUAUCCAUUGUUUUCAUAUAACACCCAGUGCUCCAUGCAGUAUGUGCCCUCCUUAAUACCCAUCACCGGGCUAACCAAUCCCCCCUCUCCUCUCCCCUCUAAAACCCUGUUUGUUUCUCAGAGUCCAUAGUCUCUCAUGGUUCAUCUCUCCCUCUGAUUUCCCUCCCUUCAUUUUUCCCUUCCUUCUCCUAAUGUCCUCCAUGCUAUUCUUUAUGUUCCACAAAUAAGUGAAACCAUAUGAUAAUUGACUUUCUCUGCUGAUCUAUUUCACUUAGCAUAAUCUCUUAUUCUAAUCUAUAUUUUUAAUUCAUUCAACAAACUGUAUCCUUUGCAUUAGACAGAUUAUAUAUAGUCUUUAUCCAGUUUAGUAAGCAAUGAAGCAUUGGAAUGUUAUUUUUUUAACUUCUAAAAGGAGUUUUUUUUAAAGGAUUUUAUUUACUUGAGAGAGAGCGAAAGAGCAAACGAGAGAGAGAGCACAAGCAGGGAGGAGGGGCAGAGGGAGAGGGAGAAGCAGGCUCUCCGCUGAGCAGGGAGCCCGAUGUGGGACUAGAUCCCAGGACCCCAGGAUCAUGACCUGAGCAGAAGGUAGACGCUUAACUGACUGAGCCACCCAGGUGCCCCAAGGAGUUUUUAAUGAUAGCGUAAUACAUAUUAACGACAGAAAAUGUAAGUAAUAUAGACAGGCAAAAAUGAAGCAACAUCCUCUUUCUUUUUCCCAGCCCAAAUCCUGCUCCCUUGAAAUAUCCACAAGAAGAGUUUGACUUAUUCUUCCAAUACAUUUCACUUCUCUGUAGAUAUACGUCAGCUCAAAAAACCUCAUAGGAUCAUCUUGCAGCCACUUUCAUGCAGUGCUCUCUUAACCUAACAGUACAGAUUUACCUCAGUCUUUUUAGAGGCAUUGCUGUUGUAGAACUCCACCACCAUGCAGUCCAUAGCACAGUUUAAGGAAUUUCAUCAGCCGCUAAAAGUGAAUACGCAUGGACAGCAGAUUAUAUUUUGUGAAUUGUAGUAAUUUAUACAUCUUAUAGAUGCAAAGUAUUUUAGGGUAUAUUAUCCUAAGGGGGAUUUGAAAGCAAAAUUAGAACCACUGUGACACAAGCCCCAGUGUAUGUGGCCCUCUUGCCUGGAGAAUAUUUAACCCCAUGCCAGCGCUUCAGAGAAGUUCUCUGGUGUCAGUCCCAGGGGUGCUGUGUCUUCUGAAUUCUCAAAGUAGAUGCCUGAUUUCUAUUGCUGUUGCAAACUCUUUUCUUUCGUCUUUCUUUUUUAAUAUUAAGCUGCUUUAACACUGGAGUUACAUUUUCUGGAAAAUACUCUUGGCUUGGGCCACUUCCCCCUUUCUCAUGUUUAGUCCCAUAUACUUUGACUUUUUAUUAUUAUUUUUUUAAUUUGGAGGAAUCCAGACUAUGAGCUAGUGAAUGAAUUAUGAAAUAAUCAGGGUAAAGAAUCCUGACAGCUGUCUCAGGAUUUUGAAAAUGAAUGAUUGCCUCAUUUCUUGACUUGAUAAGUAGAAUUUAGUUUGUUCUCAAUUGAAGAUACGAUAGAAGAGUUUAGGCAUUUAUUAUGCUAAAAAGCUUUAGAUGGCAAGGUUAAAAAAUGUGUAAGUCUCACAGGUGCAUGUUCUAAUGGCUUGUUUCUUGUUCUUUGGAUUUAGUAAAACAGUGGGCGGUUGUUGAUGUCUUCUGGAACACUGUAAAGAACCAGGGUGACCAACCCAUUUAAAACCCAAACCUUGGAACCCCCUCAGUCCCAGGCAAAACAGGACAGUUAUCGCCCUAUAGAGAACCCAGCAAGACUGUUGCCUGGAGCUAGGAAGACACUGUUCCAUUGGGAGAUAAAAUUUAAAAUCCUGCAUGGAAUAAGCAACAUGACAAUAUGGUUAUCACUAAAGCACAGAUAUGCCCAGGUUUGCAUUUAGAAAAAGACACACACUGGGCUAAGGUAUGAACAAGGUUGUCUUUGCAUGUCACUGUGUGUAAACCCCAGAGUUGUUCCAACUCUGGGGGUCUUGGUGCAGGAUCUGGCAUGGGCUUUUGCUUGAGAGGCUGAGCAACAGGUGGACAUGCAUCCCCAGAGAAUCCUUGCUUCUGUGUUGGCUGUACCAGUAAACAUCAAUUUUUUUUCUAGCAAAUAUUUUUUUAGUUCAGACUCCGUUUCAUUCCUCCUUGAUCACAUUUCUCCCCUUUCUUCACAGGUAAAUGUUUUCCUGGAAGUGGUGAGCUUCCUUAAAGUCUAUAUUUUUACUAUCUAUCUCCCUAGUUUAUAGCUGACUGGCAUCUAUUUAAAUGUUGCAUUAGGGCUGUCCUGCCAUAUGCAUUGUUCUGCAACUUACUUUUCUCAUAGCUCCAUCUUUGAGAUUGAUCAGUCCCUCAAUGUAGGUGGGUCUCAUCCAUCUCUUGCUAACUAGUGUCAAAUAACUUGUGACAUGAAUGCAGAGAAGGUUGAUUUUCCUGGUAUUUAUUUUUACUGCCUUUAGGAAAGCACGUAGGUGAAGUGUAGUUGAAGUGAAGGAAAAGAAAGAUGGGAUGUGGACAAGAACUGCAAGUCCAGCAGGCCAGUCCUCCUCCAGUAUAAACUCAUGUUUUGCUUUAGCCUCUGAGAUGGAAGGAACCUAAUGGGUAGUGGGAUUCAUUUCCCUGCACUCCAUCUGUCUAAGUGGCUAGGACCAAGCAGCUCCCUUGACGUCAAUCCAAAGCUAUGCUGGUUCCAUCUUGCUGUUAGGCCUCCCAGGCAAGGGUGUCUAGAGAACUAGGCAGAUCAUUCCGUGGAAAAUGAUUGUACAUAAUAAUGUCAUAAAUUUUGGUGUAAAUUGCUUUUCAAAAGAUUGAUAUUCAUGACAAUCUGGUGUUUUACGUAGUUGUUAAAUAAAGACUUUUUAAAAAAUUAAUCUGU
This is a messenger RNA of Mirounga angustirostris (Northern elephant seal), 6995 nucleotides long. It is a transcript of the gene IRF4, whose product is annotated as interferon regulatory factor 4. Gene Ontology annotation, cellular component: nucleus. The record is from RefSeq and is a predicted model, not a curated record. Gene Ontology annotation, biological process: immune system process; regulation of transcription by RNA polymerase II. The transcript is spliced from 8 exons. The coding region runs from base 1387 to 2742 and encodes 451 amino acids. Gene Ontology annotation, molecular function: RNA polymerase II cis-regulatory region sequence-specific DNA binding; DNA-binding transcription factor activity, RNA polymerase II-specific; protein binding. NCBI's taxonomy places the organism in Eukaryota, Metazoa, Chordata, Mammalia, Carnivora, Phocidae.